AUCUUUUGUUGACGCUGCGUGAAUCGGGUCCUGGAGAAAGAUAACGGGUCGUUCCUGCUUAGAAACGAUAAAUCUCUGUCCUUCAUGUUUGAUGUGCAUUUGUCGUUUAUAGUGUGUGUUAUGUCUAUCUAACCGGCAGCGUUGAUCCCAGGACCCGAACCGUCUCCCGUUCAUAUUCGCUAAUGGGAGGUCGGUAGCUAACCUAGCUAACUCGAUGAUGAUGAUGAUGAUGAUGCAUCAGUGGAAUAAUCCCGGUGUCUCGGACUGAGAUGGAGCCAGCGACGCUCAAGUGGAGCUGCUUGCUAGCAAGCUAGCGAGCUAACAGUGGGAUUUACCUUUGCCCAGCGCAGCCCCCGGAUAACGUGAAGUUAGCUAAAUGGGUGCAGCUGCAGUUUUAUCGCACGGGGUUUGUUGUAACGCUAUCAGACGUUUCCACCGCUGUCCCCAGAUUUGAUAGAGACGGGCCAUGUCAACUAGCAACAAAAAUGCUAACUUAACCGUUUAAGGUUAGCUACACGUGACAUAAUAUAUCUCGCCAAAACAAUUAGCUACACCUUUAACCGUCCGUGGAUGCUUCAGCGACAUUAAUUGGACGGUGCGUAUCAGGAUGGCACAGCUCUUGGACGGGGCCGGCAAACUGGGCUGGGUUCUGCUCAAGUCUGUGAUCCGAUUUGUGUUUAUGUUCCUCAACAACUGUGUAGCCAUCCCAUCCUACUGCUUAUACCUGCUGCUUCUGCAGCCGCUGAGAAUAUGGGACAGCUCCACUUUCUGGCACAUUGAAGGAGUCAUGUUCAAAUGGUUGCUGGCCAUGGUGUCUUCAUGGGGCUGGAUCGCAGGUUAUACAG
Micropterus salmoides (largemouth bass) is the source of this 845-nucleotide messenger RNA. RefSeq names its product acyl-CoA:lysophosphatidylglycerol acyltransferase 1-like. Gene Ontology annotation, molecular function: acyltransferase activity. The record is from RefSeq and is a predicted model, not a curated record. Gene Ontology annotation, cellular component: endomembrane system. Lineage: Eukaryota; Metazoa; Chordata; Actinopteri; Centrarchiformes; Centrarchidae.